CUUUUUCUAUCUUCUUCAACCCAUUACACAUUUACACCCAGGAAUUCAACAAAAUACAGAACAGUUUUUUAUUUUCUCUGUGAGAUAGAAAAGGUUUUCUAGAGAGAGGGAGAAGGAGAGGGAGAGCAAGAAGAUGAUGUUGCGUUCGUGCUUAUGCAGACCUCUGGAGAGGUGUUUUGGGAGAAGGGGCGGCGAUGGACUCAUGUGGAACAUGGACCUCAAGCCUCACGCCUCUGGGGACUUCUCCAUCGCAGUCGUUCAAGCCAAUUCUUCUCUUGAGGAUCAGGGUCAAGUGUUCACGUCGCCCUCCGCCACCUACGUCGGUGUCUACGACGGCCAUGGCGGCCCUGAAGCUUCUCGAUUUGUUAAUAAACAUCUAUUCCCUUAUCUCAACAAAUUUGCCUUGGAGCAGGGAGGGUUGUCGGCGGAUGUGAUAAAGAAGGCGUUUAAUGCGACGGAGGAGGAGUUUCUACAUGUGGUAAAGAGGUCGUUGCCGGCUCGGCCGCAGAUUGCAUCGGUGGGGUCCUGUUGUCUAGUUGGUGCGAUUUCGAAUGGUGUACUGUAUGUAGCGAAUCUAGGGGACUCGAGGGCGGUUCUUGGGCGGAGAGCUUCGGAGGGAAGGAAGAAUCCGGUGGUGGCAGAGCGUUUGUCGACGGAUCAUAAUGUUAGUGUUGAGGAAGUAAGGAGGGAGGUUGAGGCGCUUCACCCGGAUGAUUCGCAUGUUGUGGUUUAUACGCGUGGUGUUUGGAGAAUUAAGGGCAUUAUACAGGUUUCAAGGUCUAUUGGUGAUGUUUAUUUGAAGAAACCCGAGUUUAACAGGGACCCGAUUUUCCAGCAAUUUGGAAAUCCUGUCCCUUUGAAACGUCCUGUAAUGACAGCAGAACCCUCAAUCCUAAUUAGAAAGCUUCUGCCACAAGACUCAUUCCUAAUAUUUGCGUCAGACGGUCUAUGGGAACAACUGAGUGAUGAAGCAGCAGUAGAGAUUGUCUUCAAAAACCCAAGAGCUGGAAUAGCUAAGAGAUUGGUGAGAGCUGCACUUCAUGAGGCUGCAAAGAAGAGGGAGAUGAGUUACCAGGACAUCAAGAGAAUAGAAAAAGGAAUAAGGCGCCAUUUCCAUGAUGACAUCACUGUGAUCGUGAUCUAUCUGGAUCACCACAAGGGCUCCAGUAACAGACGACCUAAGCACAGUACUGUUAACGGCACCACCAACGCACCUACUGACAUCUUCUCGCUUAAAGCCCAUGCAGGGGAUGAGGAUCUGCUGCAUACCUUUUCAUGAGCAAACAAACCCAAGUAGGGGGCAAGCACACUGACUCUGUUGUGGUAAAUGUUAUUAAUUAUACAAUAAUCAAAGACACUGCGAAGAGGUGAAUUGGUGCCGGAGCAGCCAGGCAGUUGGGAGCCACGAGAAGAAAUUUUGUAGAUAAAUGAGUCACUGAUGGAUGCUGAUAGGUGGAGGCUAAUCCGUACACUUUGCCAUAGAUUUUUUUUUUUCAAAAUUAUAGUUGUAAUCUUCUUUCCUCUUAUUCUCUCUUGGUUAUUGUAUGUGAUUGUUACCUUUGUCAAUUGAAUACAUAACAGAUUCUCUUCAUAC
Messenger RNA from Vitis riparia (riverbank grape), 1594 nucleotides. Its product is annotated as probable protein phosphatase 2C 63. Gene Ontology annotation, biological process: protein dephosphorylation. Bases 134 to 1279 code for a protein of 381 amino acids. The transcript has 4 exons. The record is from RefSeq and is a predicted model, not a curated record. Lineage: Eukaryota; Viridiplantae; Streptophyta; Magnoliopsida; Vitales; Vitaceae. Gene Ontology annotation, molecular function: cation binding; protein serine/threonine phosphatase activity.